AUGUUUUUGUUCUCAGGAGAAAAAUGCAGUUUGAAGCUUACAAUUGACACUAAAACCAAUAGAGUUGUCUUUGCUGAAGGUGGAAAAGACUUGUUUUGUUUUCUUAUGAGCUUACUUGAACUUCCAAUUGCAAUUUUUAUGAACCACAUUCAAACCAAUAGAGUUGGCUCUAUCCCAAAUAUAUACCAAAGUGUUCAAAAUCUAAAUGAUGCCUAUAUUCAAUCCAAUGAAACAAAGGAUCAACUCCUCAGGUCAAGUGAAUCAAAAUCUUGGUCUCAAGCUUUGGAGUUAGUUCAAGGUGAAUCAAAAUCUUGGCCUCAAGCUUGGGAGUUAGUUCAAGCUACUCCAAACAGGUUUUUGGAUAGUGAUGGUGGUUAUGUCAAAGGACUAAUAGUGUACAUGGUAACUGAUAAUUUGUCAGUAACCCUUCUGUCUAUGAUAUCUGGCUUGUCAAAGCUGACUAAUGUAGAAUCAACUGCUGAGUUUGAAGUGAAGACAAUUGAGUUUGGUGUGAAUGAGGCUCUAGAUAUUUUAGAAGCAUCCUUUCAAUCGAAGACAGUGCUAAACAAGACAUUUCUUAAAGGGCAUGAGUUUGACGAUCUCGCGUUUAUUUGA
This is a messenger RNA of Solanum tuberosum (potato), 615 nucleotides long. RefSeq lists its product as uncharacterized. The coding region runs from base 1 to 615 and encodes 204 amino acids. NCBI's taxonomy places the organism in Eukaryota, Viridiplantae, Streptophyta, Magnoliopsida, Solanales, Solanaceae. The record is from RefSeq and is a predicted model, not a curated record. The transcript has 4 exons.